CCUAGGACAGGAAACCUCGUUGGAUAACACGGGAAGUGACCAAACUACCCUUUUCGAAUUACAACAAGGCUUUCUUUUCUGUCUCGUUCUCCUCUUUCUCUUUCUCUUUCUCUUUCAGGAACAACACAAACACAAGGAUGAUACCGCAACAGUGGGCUUCUCCAUGUGGAAACCAAUGCACCAAUAAAUACGCUGCCCUAACCAAAAUCCCAUGGCGAGUAUUCUGCAAAAAGGGUUGCGACUCAGAUGGAGAGACAUGGGAAGAAUGUUUGGAGGACUGCAAUCAAAUAUGCUACAAGGAUCCCGUACUAAAGGACCAGCAGUGGAGUGCUUAUAUUGAUCGUUCCCCUGGAGCUGCCAGUUAUUCAGAGGAAUGUUUUCAUGCAUGUGUAUCUGGCUGCGGUUACAAGUUUGAGGUUAAAUCAGAGGAAGCUGAUAAAGUCAGUCCUAACAGGCAACUGAAGCCGGAGACCAAGCCGAAGCCACAACCAAAGCCAAAGCCACAACCUGUAUGCCCCAUUGACCCGCCAAGUGAUAUACCUGAUACUUCUGCAUAGUGAAAGACAAACAUACAUAUUUGACAAAAUUCCAAAAUGUAUACUUGAUACUUUGUUGGCUAUAUGCUCAGGAAUUUUUUUUGUUUCAUUUUCUUUUUUACCUUGCAACUUGGUAAUUGUUAUCAGCAUGGGUUACUUACAUUUUGGGGGCAACACCAUGAGUGGUGGUUGUGCCUUUUUUUGCCUUGAGAUUUUGGAGGCAUCGUGUUGCCUUUAAGCUGGGAGCACUGAUAGUUGGAUACUAAGAGUACAGGACUUACAUGAUUUUACUGAGGAAAGUUGAUGUUCUAGGAAUUUAAAUUUGUGAUUUUUUUA
Glycine soja is the source of this 872-nucleotide messenger RNA. RefSeq lists its product as uncharacterized. Lineage: Eukaryota; Viridiplantae; Streptophyta; Magnoliopsida; Fabales; Fabaceae. The coding region runs from base 138 to 557 and encodes 139 amino acids. The record is from RefSeq and is a predicted model, not a curated record. The transcript has 5 exons.